Messenger RNA from Eurytemora carolleeae, 895 nucleotides. RefSeq lists its product as uncharacterized. NCBI's taxonomy places the organism in Eukaryota, Metazoa, Arthropoda, Copepoda, Calanoida, Temoridae. The record is from RefSeq and is a predicted model, not a curated record.
UCCCGCAUUUUCUUCAGGAAUCGCUCAGUCGUCUAGUGAACCCCGUGUGGGGAAGAUGCCUACAGAGUCUCCCGGAACUCAGCACACACCGAUGUUGAAGUUGUGUUUGAGUUUAGUCGUACUGCUGGUGGCCCAGGUGGGCUCCGCUCCUUUUGAUGGUUGGCGGCGGAAUCCCUCCGCCCCGACCACUCAGUCAAAGCGGAUUGAACCGCCUCGCCUGGGAGCUCCGGCAGUCUUUGAUCUGUUCCAUCCCGAGCUACCCUCCCCGGCCACGCCUCUAAUGUAUUCUUUAAAUGAGGGUGUGGCAAGGGGUGAUACCGCUCCCGCUCUUGGUAGGGCGGACUGGGUAGGCGGAAGAACAGAAUCGGCGGAGACAGAUAAUACAGUUCCUGUUAUACAUCUACCAGAGCAUAACGAGAAGGUAUUGGAUGUUGAUUAUUUAGACAUGUUCCCACAGGAUUUACUAGACUCUGAGACUGCAAUAAAACCAGUGGAUGUAAAAGUGUUCCAACACGACGGAUAUGUUGAUUACGAGAUCGAGUUCGUGGAACUUGGAGGAGAUCACAUUAAUUUGUUCGAAAAUACUGAUUUAGAGAAGAGCAAAGUUCAACCACGAAGAGUUGAAGAAUCUUCCGACCUAAACCUAGAAGAUAAAAUCGAAGAAAAGGAUUACGAAGAAGUAAGCAAGGAAGAAGAGGAUCAAGAAGGAGAAACAACUGAACGAUUACCAACCACUUUAUCAGGUUUGAAUCUGUCAACCCCCGGAGUAACUGCAGUAACCUUCAUGGAUAUGCUUACUAGGGCUAGGAAGAGAUACAGUUCAAGUAGAACUAUUACAGAAAGUGUUCCCACCACCAAUAUUCCAAAUUUCUACAGGUAAAUAUUUACAAAUGUU